GCGUUUUUAACCGGGACAACAUGGCGACCACCGCAGCGAACAGCCGUUACUACAGCGAAGACGGCAGGGCGACCAAACGACAGAAAACCGACGGAAUGGCCUCGGUGGGUAUCUUUACGGUUCACACUGCUCAAGGUUUUUAUUUUUAAUCAGAUAGAAAACACCGCGGCUCUGUUUUUGUUCUUUCAUUCAAAUGUACGGAAUUAUAACCAGUAACGAUGCGGUGGUGUUGCGGUUCAUCUAGUGCCGUUGGUGGAAUCAAACUCUAGUUAAUAUGAUUAUAACCGAGUAAAUAUCAAAGUUAUUAAAGGAAGUGCUCAUAAAUGUGAAAGUUUGGGUUUAUUUGAGGGCGGUUUCUGAGCCCAGUGGGCCUCCGCAGCGCCAGGCUUUGUUCUGGUACCGGUGUUCCGCUCAGAUCUGCUACUUCGUCUAAAUUAGCACUUUUUAGUGUUUCCGAUCACGAACAAAGACUAAAAUUGAACAAUCGAGCCCAGUAUGUUCCGAUCUCUCCCCCAAACCCAAAAGUACUGAGACCAGCGCAUUUCAGCAUUUCUCCUGUCAGAUAAAGAACGAAUUCGAGUGUUUUUGAGUAUUUGAGUGUUUUAGUCCAUUUACUGUAAGAGAAACGGGAACGUUAUUGUCAUUUCUUUAAUAAAAAACCUUUUUCAGGAGAAUCAGAUCGAUAGGAAUCAGAUUGUGCUCCGAAGUCGUGACAAACGCACAAGAUUAUAAAUAUGCGCAUGCGUACAGCCGUUUAAUCGAUAGGAAGCACUAUUCGUCGUAACACCGGCCACAUUAGCAUCUCGCUAGCCUUGAGCCCCAAAGUUGUUAUCAGGAGGAUUAAAUUGACCCCAUAUAGGGGGUCGUGUUGCUGUUUUACUGUAACUGAGUGAGUUUAUUCACCAUGUCUUCAAGUUUAAGGGAAACAUGUUUAUUUUAAAGAGUUAAUCUUCUUCUUUAUCCCCAAACUAACUGCUCUACAGCCAUCAGUUCUACUGAAAUCCACAGGAUUAGUUAGAGUGGCUUUAUCUCCUCAAACAGGUUUUCAUGCCGAGUUUUCAGUAAGUGAAGGUUUCCCAUCAGCUGUUCUUGAUCUCAGAGAUCUUCCUGAAUCCGCCUGUCUUUGAACAGAAACAUGAAGGUGUUCAGUUCGAGGUUCACUCUUAUAGGAGGGACAUUAAGCUCCUUCAUACACAUCAUGAUUUGGAUACAGCUCACAUGAUUUUUUCCUUUGCAGGGAUACGAAGAUCCACACAAGACCCUCCCGUCUGUGGUCGUACACAUCAGAGGGCUCGUGGAUGGCGUCACAGAGGCCGACCUUGUGGAGGCCUUGCAAGAGUUUGGAGCAAUCAGGUAGAAAAAAAUUAGUCCCAUAAGUCCCCAUAAGAACCUAAAAUUUCACACCUUGAAAAGGAACCUGCUGACAGUAGGAUGGAGGUUAAUUUACAGCUGCUGCCGUGGAAACCCUCACCUGCUCUUGUUUUCAGCUAUGUGGUGGUGAUGCCCAAGAAGCGCCAGGCUCUGGUGGAGUAUGAGGACAUGAACGGAUCAUCCACAGCGGUCACGUACGCUGCAGACAACCAGGUUUACAUCGCAGGACACCCAGCUUUUAUUAACUACUCCACAAGCCAGAAGAUCUCCAGGCCGGGGGACUCCGACGACUCACGGAGUGUAAACAACGUCCUUCUGUUCACCAUCAUGAACCCCAUCUACCCCAUCACCACGGUAAAUACACCGCCUUCAAGCUGUUGGAGGGUCUGAGCUGAUAGAGAGAGUGAAGAGGGUGCAGGUCUGGACAGGCAGGUUAUAGAAAUGUAAACAAGAGUAAACAAGCCUGUUUUCAGAGUAAGUAACGGAGUGAGCAGGAUCCACAUCGUUCAGCUCGGCUGCUCUGAUCAUGUUUACGAUUGUGUCUUCGUGUUGUUGGGAUCAGAACCUUCUGAAAGUAGAAACUGAGAAGUUUUCAUGUUGAAAUGUGUCGGUAGCUGCCAAGAGCUAAAGGUAAAACCCAAACCCCAAAGUUCUGCUUGAAUUCAUGAACAAACUUCUGUCCUCUUCACGUCUGAAUCCUCUUGGUCUGAUGAUCUUGUUUUCUGGUUCUGCUGUGGUUCAUCCGUCUCUGUAUUCAGCGGGGAUGUUUUCAGCUGUCUUCUUCGCUGACGUUAUAACGCUGCACGGAUCUGUAAACGUGGCCUUUAGUUCGAUCAUCUGUCCUGCUUUAAAAACUUCUCUCUCCUGUACCUGUGAUGAUCCUGGAUCAGAUGUUUGGAUGAUGUUUGUCUUCCUCAGUGGAAACUGUCUCACCUGGAGCAGAUACAGGCACCAGCUCAGAGUAGGGUCACUAAAGGUCAAAUGUUCUUGUGUUUUUGUCCGUUUCUAAACUUUGUGCACUUUAACAGGAUGUUCUCUACACAAUCUGCAACAACUGCGGGCCUGUACAGAGGAUCGUCAUCUUCAGGAAGAACGGCGUCCAGGCGAUGGUCGAAUAUCCUUUUCAAAGGAGACAUUUGGUUUCAUCUGUCCUUCUGUAUUUCCAUAACGUAGAAAAAGGUCGACGCUGACGGACCUUUUGAUCAAAAGUAUCCAGAACUUCCUUUAAAGAGGAACUAAAUGGUCUCUGUGUCCCGCCAACGUCUGCAGGAGUUCAGGGUCAAUCAUGUAAAUCAGAGCAGCAGCUGGUGAGCAGGAUCUGAUGUUCUCUGAGAUCUUCAGGUUUCUGCUCUGUCUCUGCUCGGCUGCUGUCUGUGUGUAAAUGAUGAAGCAGCUUCUUAUCAGACUAACCUCCAAACUGCUUCAUCACCUAAGGCGCCGUCUGAGGUGGAGGAACAACGACCAUAAGCUGAGUCUAAAUUCACGUUUUAAAUGUUUUACUGCAGAUCAGAUGAGGUGAAAUAAGACCUGGUCCACAGCUCCUCUUCUGUGGUCAAACCAGAGUCUCCAGGUCAUUCAAAAGUCCAAACCCACCAGUAGGAGCUUUUUAGGGCGUAGAUCUUCAACCCACCACUAAAUCUAGACUCUAGUUCCUGCGGUCCAAGUGGAUCCCGUUCCUCUCAAGGUUCCUGGAUAGAGUUUCAAAAACCCGAGCAGUGAUUGAGGAGCUUCAGUAAAAGAAGGUUUUCUGGUUUGUUGGUUUGUAUUCAUGCUUAAAACCGGUUUGACCAAAUGUUGAAGAUUUAUUUUCCUGAUAGAAAUGUGACGAUGAUGCCAUCGAGGCUUCUGGCAACCUGUCAAUCACAAAGAGGCGGGUCAUAGAUGUGCAUACAGCUGCUGAUCAGUGCCUGUAUCAUCCCCUCUGUAAUCUCUAAAAAGAUCUGAUGAUUCAUUUGUAAGAUCCAGGUUUUACGGUGUUCUCCUUAAUCCUGUCCUCACAUUUGACUCUGUGCAAAGCGCCCAGCGAGCCAAAGCGUCUCUGAACGGAGCCGACAUCUACUCUGGCUGCUGCACGCUGAAAAUCGAGUAUGCCAAGGUAACGUGACAGAAAAGGACACUCAUAGGUUUAACACUUUGAUAAUCUUAUCCGAACUAUCUCCAAGAGAAAUGAUCUUAAAUACGUCGACCUGGAAAAGGUUCAGAAUAAAGGGACUGCAGUUUUUAUUGAAGGUCUUUGAACCGAUGAUUUCCAUGAAUUCACUGUUUAAAGUUUGAGAUGAUUUUUAUUGAUGUUGAAACUUUAAUUCAUUCAUUUAAUGAACUCGUGUUCCUCCAGCCAACUCGUCUGAAUGUGUUCAAGAAUGACCAAGACACCUGGGACUACACAAACCCUAAUCUAGGAGGUCCAGGUAAAACCUUCACACACACCCCCUCAGUGACUCGGUGACGGCCGCACAUGUUUGUAAUCGUUCUUCCUUUUCUGUCAUGAAGAGAUUUGAGCUGCAAACAAAGAAGACAUGUCCUUCUUUCUGCUGCCGUUGUGUGAUAUUGUGUGACUGUAGUGUUGCUCUGGGUCUAACCCUCACAUUUCACAACACACAGAAAGGACCGGGUUCAAAACCCAGACAACCCAGCAGUAACAGAGCCCUGCUGUGUGGUAGGAACGGCGGGCGCACGUUGUAGACAAAUGAGGUAACACGCCGUCAAGAUCAGCUGAGUUCUCUGAGGCGUGCGCUCGGUCACCUGACCUGAAGACAGAAACUGUCGAGAGUCUUCCUCCGUGUCUGGAGGCUAGCUUUCUUUACCGCGGAGGAAUGUUGUCGCUCUGGUUUCCCUGACCUGAAGGUUCGCUCCUGAAAACACUUCAGACCGAGUAUUUCUGCUCAUUACUGAGUCUUUACGCCACAUUACAUAACAACGAGUCAGAACAGCGAUUAAAGUGGAGACGUUUAAAAACAGAAGUUAGAGGUUCGACACUAAAACAAAAGAAAUGAACCAGAAUCAACAAAGAGUCUGUCAACGCUAAAAGAAUCAGUGCAGGAUCAACAGACCCUCCCCCGGCACUCGGCUCGUGUUUCUCCUGUUUCCUCGUUCUUUUUUGGCCGUCUGGUGAGGUUAGCGCUGAAGUCAGAUCAGCUGAUGGCAGAGUACUGGAGAACGUCCCAAACAGAAUAAUAUAAUAAUAAACAGAAUAAUAUAAUAAUAAUAAACAGAAUACUAUAAUAAUAAUAAUAAUAUAAUAAUAAUAAACAGAAUAAUAUAAUAAUAAAAGUAAUAAACAGAAUUAUAUUAUAAUAGUAUAAUAAUAAUAAUUAUAAUAAACAGAAUUAUAUUAUAAUAGUAUAAUAAUAAUAAUAAUAAUAAACAGAAUAAUAUAAUAAUAAUAAACAGAAUAUAAUAAUAAUAAACAUAAUAACUUGAUAAAAAAGAUCCUGAUGAAAUGUUGAAUUUGAUCCUGAUGUAAACUCUUUUUCUUUAGACAGUCGGCUGCAGUAAAAUCGCUGAUCUGUGGGUCAAUGAAUUCGAUUUCUGAUCAUUUUAUUAACAGACGAGUUUUUUCUAUGAUACAGAAAAAAUGUGGCGCCUGGGUUUGAAUCGUUCUGGGACCCUCUUCCUCUGUUGUAGACGCAGGUUUCCUUCUGCCCCGGCCUUUCCUACCACACUGGAUCUCAGGGUUUUCUGUUUUUGGUGAUUCAAGUGGAGAAGUUUUGAGAAGUCCUGGUUUGAGGAUGUUUCUCAGAGACGCUCUGAUCCUGGUCCUUUACAUUCACAUUUUAGUGUUUGUAGUUUCUUCUCCAAACGUCUCUCCGCUGUAGUUCAGCGCUCUGCUCUCUCAGUUUCACUCAGUUCUGCUAAAGUCGUGAUUUUUCUCUGAGCGUAAACCAGAAUCAGAGACAAGUCCGUCUUCAACCUCCUAAUUCUUUUCCUGAUCUCAGCAAAGACCCGAAACAUUCACUGAAAAGGCAAAUACAUGCUGACAACAUCUCCACCCAGCAACCACCACCAUCUCUACUCUCUUCAGUGAGGACACAACCACUAUCAUACAAAGAGGGGCUCCACCCGCAGCUCCACAUGAAGAUGUAGGACUGAUACCAGCACUCACGCCUCAUCUCUGCAUUCCUGCACAAGACCCUCGAAGACCACAGACACUCGGAGAGGGUGGGGCGUUUGGGGCACUGAGCUACACUUGGUCCCCUCCACCUUCCUCCUUUCUUACCAGAUCUGACACACCCACCACUGUCCACACCAAACGGAGACUGAUACCCAAGAAGACACAGCAUCCAUCCAUCCAUCCACCCAAACAGACGAUAAUCAGCUGAUCACAUGAUUUUAUUACCCCGUCUGUCCUCAAAAACAAAAACACUGACGGAGGCCGUCAGGACUGAUUAUCCAAUAGAUGAGACACACCAAUCACUUUGGAGUCAACACAACUGAUGAAGACACUGCUGACAACACUGCAGCACACUCAGAGCCCACUCAGAGCCCACUCAGAGCCCACUCAGAGCCCACUCACUGUCUCAUGUGUUUCUCCCUCCUGGAGUUCAGCUCUUCUCUCUCUCUCUCUUUCUCUCUCUUUCUCCUCAUCUCAUCUCUUCCUCCUCCUCCUGCCUACAUGCAUCCCUCCUAAGCUUUCCCUUUUAUGAGUGAAGUUUUGAAACAGAAUGACGUUCGUCUCUCGAACCUGUGUAACACCUUCCAUGUGAUGCAGGUUUUGGCUUUUAACGCCCGAGAAGACUGACCUGUGCUCUGGCAGCUUCAAGGUCUACCGGUGGGGGUAAAGUGGACUAUUUGAAAGGAUGGAAACCCCCGCCUGCCAAACCACCAGCCAACCCACCCACGGGCAUUUCAACUUAAUAAAAGCAGCAAUGGAUGACCCCUGACCCCUGAGCCUGUGGAGUUGUUUCCCCAAAGAGGAAGUGGAUUAGGGGUGUGCGCUGAAAUGAAAUGAGUGGAGAGUGGGGGGACUUCUUCUUCUUCAGCAAAUCUCUUCUUCCUACUGUUUGUAAACCUGCAGUAAGUAAAAGAGACCUUCUCCAGGAACAUUCCUGCACAGCACCACACAACCCCAAAGCCCGACACCCACCACGGGCACACAGGACUGAUACAGCAGCUGCAGUAGAUCCCCUCAGUCUCUCUCUCUCUCUCUCUCUCGCUCUCUCUCUCCGUCUGUAGAGGGUGGUGGUGCGCUUCUUUAACCUCAUUAUUAACAGAUUUGUCUGAUCAUCUGUUUUGUUGCUCCUCUGUUAGCCGUCGUGUUGUUUAAGAGCGUGAACGUUUACUCCUUUUAACGACAUCGUUUCUCAGAAACCAGACGAGCUCUUUGUCUGUGCGCCGCGGCGGCGGCGGCGGCUGCUGUUUGCUGCAUUAAGAGUCUGCGUGUCCUGAGUGAAGCUCUGCUGAGGUCGUGAGACACUCAGAACUUCAAAAACAACAUUUAAAAAAAAGAGUCAAAUAUGAGAAGAAACGAGUUCUUCAGACUCAGUUAAUAAAAAAAACUAACAAAAUGUUCAAAAUCAAAAGUUUCUUUUUUUUGUAAAAAUCAGUUUGAUGUAAAAAAAAAAAACUUCAUUUUUUAGCCUCUGGUCCUGGUCCUGGUUCUGGUUCUGGUUCUGGUUCCUUUAGUCCAGAUCCUCUUUGAUCUUCUGUAGACGAUGAAACCAGGACCUUUAUUCUGUUUGCUCACGCGGUCUCUCACAGAGUCCUGAACCUCAGAGACGAUCCUCAACGUCUCCGACUUUUACAGGUUCCUUUAUUUGUUCCCUUCCUCGCUCCUUUCCUUGUUUUCUAUCCUUGUUUCCUUUCCUUGUUCUUUUCUAAAGUCUGUUGCUUUCCUUAAAUUAAAUAUUUUUUUAGUUUUUUUUUUUUUUUUUUUUAAAGUUUCUGAUUUUUUAAAUUUUUUGAUCUUUUUUCUGAAUCAGUUUUUUUUGUUUUUGUUUUUGUUUUAGUUUUUUCAAAAUAAGAGUCUUAUAAUAAAACCUUGUUUGUCUGGCGCCCCCUGGAGUCUUGACCGAGGAACAGUGUGUGUAUUGUGUGACUCAGCGUUAAUGUUCUGAUUGAUUAUUGAUUAUUGUGUACCUGUACAGAUGGUGAUGCAGAUGGCAAUGGCAGCACUUCAGGUGUGUGUUUUUACUACGAUUGUUAUCAGAGUGACUUUGUCCUGACCUGCUUCAUGUUGUAGCUCAUCAGCGCCCCCCUCUGGUCAAAACCUCUUUUUCCUUAAAGGGAUUUUCUUGAACGGAUUCGUCUCUAAACCUGAUUAGCUGUUCUGUCCCCCCCCACAGUUUCUCUUUAGAUGCAUGUUUCUGUAGUUUUAUUGAUCGUAGUUUCACCUGAAAACCUUUUUAGUCUCGAUAUUUAAAGGUGUUUCAUUUUCAUGUUGAUGUCCGUCCUCCUUCUUCUCUCAUAUUCAUCUCUCUUCUCCUCCUUUUUUGUCUUCCUCUCCUCGUAGAAGAUGUGAACGCCAACCCAAACAAGCGGCAGAGACAGCCCGCUCUGCUCGGAGACCACCCUCCGGAGUACGGUAAGACGCCGGCUCACCUGUCACCUGUAGACCGACACAUAAUCCAGAACGACCUUCGUCUGCCGGCGCCCCGGAGAUCCAAACGGAUCCUGUAAUCCGUCUCAUCAAACUCUCCUGUUCUUUAGGAGGUGGUUACCAUGGUUACGAUGAGAGCUACGGGUCCCCACCCUACGAGGGACGCCGCAUGGGUCCACCAAUGAGAGGACGCGGUGGAAGAAGUUACGCACCGGGCUACGGACCUCCUCCCCCUCCCCCUGGCGAGUACGGCGGGCACGCCGAGUCUCCGGUGAUCAUGGUGUACGGACUGGACCCCGCUAAGAUGAACGCAGACCGCGUCUUCAACAUCUUCUGUCUCUAUGGAAACGUGGAGCGGGUCAGUAUCUAUGAUCAGACGGACCCUGACCCUGACCCGCUCAGCCGUCCGAACGCUCUAAGAUGGACCCCGACCCGCUCAGCCGUCCGCACGCUCUAAGGAGGUUCUGUUUGGUUCUGUUUCACUCCUGACCUCUGACCUCUGACCUCUGACCCUCUGAACAGGUGAAGUUCAUGAAGACCAAACCUGGAGCCGGGAUGGUGGAGAUGGGAGACUGUUACGCUGUGGACCGAGCCAUCACCAACCUGAACAACAACUUCCUGUUCGGACAGAGGAUCAACGUGUGGUGAGAGAGAGAGAGAGAGAGGGAGGGAGAGGGAGGGAGGGGGAGGGGGAGAGAGAGAGAGGGAGAGGGAGAGGGAGAGGGAGAGAGGGGGAGGGAGAGGGAGAGGGAGGGAGGGAGGGAGAGAGAGUGGAGAGAGAGAGAGAGAGAGAGAGAGAGAGAGAGAGAGGAGAGAGAGAGAGAGAGAGAGAGAGAGAGAGAUACUGUUUUUUGAGGGGGGGUUGUCUGAAGGAAACGCUGUAAAGAACUGAAAAGCAAAAUGGACCCUCACUGCUUCUCUCUCUCUCUCUCCCUCUCUCUCUCUCUCUCUCUCUCUCUCUCUCUCUCCUCUCUCUCUCCUAAACUCUCUCUCUCUCUCUCUCUCUCUCUCUCUCUCUCUCUCUCUCUCUCUCUCUCUCUCUCUCUCUCUCUCUCUCUCUCUCUCUCUCUCUCUCUCUCUCCCCCUCUCUCUGUCUCUCUCUCCCUCUCUCCUCUCUCUCUCCUCUCUCUCUCUCUCUCCUCUCUCUCUCCUCUCUCUCCUCUCUCCUCUCUCUCUCUGUCUCUCUCCCUCUCUCUCUCUCUCUCCUCUCUCUCUCUCUCUCUCUCUCUCUCUCUCUCUCUCUCUCUCUCUCUCUCUCUCUCUCUCUCUGUCUCUCUCUCUCUCUCUCUCUCUCUCUCUCUCUCUCUCUCUCUCUCUCUCUCUCUCUCUCUCUCUCUCUCUCUCUCCUCCUCUCUCUCUGUCUCUCUCUCUCUCUCUCUCUCUCUCUCUCUCUCUCUCUCUCUCUCUCUCUCUGUCUCUCUGUCUCUCUCUCUCUCUCUCUCUCUCUCUCUCUCUCUCUCUCUCUCUCUCUCUCUCUCUCUCUCUCCCUCUCUCUCUCUCUCUCCUCCUCUCUCUCUGUCUCUCUCUCCCUCUCUCCUCUCUCUCUCCUCUCUCUCCUCUCCCCGCUCUCUCUCUCCUCUCUCUCUCUCCCUGCUCUCCUCUCUCUCUCUCCCUGCUCUCCUCUCUCCUCUCCCCGCUCUCCUCUCUCCUCUCCCCGCUCUCCUCUCUCUCUCUCUCUCUCUGUCUCUCUCUCUCUCUCUCUCUCUCUCUCUCCCUCCUCUCUCUCUCUCUCUCUCUCUCUCUCUCUCUCUCUCUCUCUCUCUCUCCUCUCUCUCUCUCUCUCUCUCUCUCUCUCUCUCUCCCUCUCCUCUCUCUCUCCUCUCUCCUCUCUCUCCCUCACCCUCUCUCUCCCCCUCUCUCGUGGCCCCGCCCCCCUGCAGCGUGUCGAAGCAGCAGGCCAUCGUCCCGGGUCAGUGUUACGAGUUGGAGGACGGGACGAGCAGUUUUAAGGAUUUUCACGGGUCCAGAAAUAACCGCUUCACGUCGCCCGAGCAGGCGGCCAAGAACCGCAUCCAGCACCCGAGUAACGUUCUGCACUUCUUCAACGCCCAGCCCGACGUCACGCCGGAGGUUUUCUCGCAGGUCAGUGGAGUGAACAAAAGUGUGUCUGUCAGCUGAGAUAAAGAUCCAAUCAGAACUCUCCGUGUUCUUCUUCCAGAUCUGUGAAGAGAUCGGGGUCAAAGGUCCCGUCAACGUGAAAAUGUUCACAGGAAAGAGUGAGCGCCGCUUUGAUCCGACCUUUGAUUUAUGAAUCCAGAUUCUGGAACCUUCACCGUGAUCUAACAUCUGUCCUCUAACCAUCAGGCGGAGCGGCGCCCAGUGACCGCAGCGCCUCAGGUCUGCUGGAGUGGGAGUCCAUCAACGACGCCAUGGAGGCUCUCGCCAUGAUGAACCACUACCAGAUGAAAAACGCAGGUAAGAGUGACGAACAUCCGAGCUGCUGUAGAUCCACGGGUUCAAAGUCCGCUCUCAAACCCGGGUUUGUUUCUUCCUCUCCAGCUGGUCCGUACCCCUACACCCUCAAACUCUGCUUCUCCACGGUCCAGCACACUAACUGA
Xyrichtys novacula (pearly razorfish) is the source of this 10464-nucleotide messenger RNA. The record is from the annotation of a GenBank genome assembly. Lineage: Eukaryota; Metazoa; Chordata; Actinopteri; Labriformes; Labridae.